This is a messenger RNA of Hippocampus zosterae (dwarf seahorse), 1721 nucleotides long. It is a transcript of the gene utp3, whose product is annotated as UTP3 small subunit processome component. The transcript is spliced from 16 exons. Gene Ontology annotation, cellular component: small-subunit processome; nucleolus. Gene Ontology annotation, biological process: maturation of SSU-rRNA from tricistronic rRNA transcript (SSU-rRNA, 5.8S rRNA, LSU-rRNA). The record is from RefSeq and is a predicted model, not a curated record. Lineage: Eukaryota; Metazoa; Chordata; Actinopteri; Syngnathiformes; Syngnathidae. The coding region runs from base 152 to 1576 and encodes 474 amino acids.
AAGAAGAGUUUGCGGAAGCACAUGUUCAGACCAUAGCAAGGUGCUCAAUGUAUACUACUCAGCACUGAGUAGUGUAACUUAUCACUUAUUCUGAACAUCGUUAACGUUUUGUGUGCAUCUAUUGUCAGAUGCUCUAUUGAAUUCCUGCACAAUGGUUCGAGCAUUAAGACGUAAAAAGGUCCGGAAGCCAAUUAAACAGCAAGAGAAUGAUGAAGGUGACCCAGAGGGAUACAAAAACAUGGCUAUCCUUGACAACAACUCCAAGGACAAAAUCGAUGAGUUUCACGAUGAGAAGGUUGAGGAACUCCUCAACAGAGGAGUUAAGUUGCAGAGUGAUGAGGAGGAGCUGGAUGAUGAGGAGGAAGUGAUGGCCUUGGAUGAUUCCGAGAUGGAUGAUGAUGAUGACGAUGAUGAAGAUGAUGAGGAAUACAGUGAGGAUGAAGAAGGCACCGAUAUGGAGAGCGAUCUCGAGGGCAAGAAAGAAGAAGAGCUUCCCAAUGAAUUAGCAUGGGGCAACAAGAAGAAGAUGUUCUAUGACUCCGACUAUGUGGCCACAAAGGGUAAGUCUCGCGAUGAGUUGGUAGCCGAGGAAGAAGAGGAGGAAGAAGAAGCCAAGAAAAUCCAAAAGCGGUUGGCUGAACAUCUCAGUGAGGAGGAUUACGACUUAAACUUUUUGCAGGAGUUUGCUCCAGAGGAGCAGACCGAGGCGACAGUUGUGGAAAAGGAGAACAUCGUUAAGGACUUGAAGCAGAUGUCCCAAAAGGAGAAAAUGAAACUGCUCAAGAAGGAGUCGCCCGAGUUGCUUGAACUCAUUCAGGACUUCAAGGCGAAGCUUACAGAAAUGAAGGACCAGCUGCAGCCACUCAUGCAGAUGGUCAAAAAUGGCAAGAUCCCACCGGGAAAGGGUGCCGACUACCUGAAGACAAAACAGCAGCUUUACCUCAAUUAUUGUACGAACAUCAGCUUCUACCUGGUGCUCAAAGCCAAACGAAUCCCCGCUCACAACCACCCAGUCAUCGAACGACUGCUCACUUAUAGAAAUCUCAUCAAUGAAUUGAGUUCAGUUGAUGCCCGCCUGGCACCGCAGUACAGCAAGCUGCUGGCUGCUCAAGAGGAAGAGAUCGCCAGCAGACCAGUGGCUCAGAAGAAAGCUGCCGUAUCCACCAAAAAUGACAAGGAUUCCGGCAAAGUGGUGGCAGAGACAGGCACUGCCUCUGACUCUGACCUGGACGAGGAGGCAGCGUUGCGAUUCUACAGAGAAGUGGAGGAAAGGAUGAAGUUGAAGAGGAAGAACAAACCUCAGAAAGCUGAAGAGAUAAAAGAUGUGGAUGAAGAGGAGGAGUUGGAGUCAGAGGCAAAGAGAGGCAUCACGUACCAGAUGGCUAAGAACAGAGGACUCACUCCCAAGAGGAAGAAGAUUGACCGCAACCCUCGAGUCAAGCACCGGGAGAAGUUCAGGCGGGCUAAGAUCCGCAGAAAGGGCCAAGUCCGUGAGGUUCGGCGGGAGGAGACGAGAUACAGCGGAGAACUAUCCGGUAUCCGCGCAGGUGUCAAGAAGAGUAUCAAACUCAAGUAACAAAAGGAAAGACCAUAUUGUGCCGCAAAGCUUUGUCACACAGAAUCUGUUUAAGAAUUUGAAAAAUCGAACCGUGGUAAAACAUAGUUGUGUAACAAAACUGACAUCAUGCCAAGUGAAUAAAUGUUUUGCAAUCUUUUUAAUA